AGUUUAAGUCCCCUCCUGUCACACAGCUCGAAUUUCUUGACACUUUUGUUGUUUUUGUCAGACAUUAUGACCCGAUCAUUUUUUUUCCCAAACAUUGAGCCAAAAAUGAAAAAUUAGCAAUGCGUGUCAACUGGAAACCCCUCUUGAGUCUCGGAUGCGUAUUUUGGGGCUUCAUCUACAUGACCGACUUGCUGGGGGACUCCACCUGGAAGCGAUGCUCGCAGUCUUUUGAGGACAUCCUCAGCGGCCAGUUCAAGCAACUCAGCAGAAGGCAGCAAAAUUUCGAAACACCCGAAACUGCAACCAAACUAAACUGGCCGAUCUUGCUCUGGAAUGUUUGCGCGUUUUUGUGCUCCUUGGUGUUUUGUUCGGUGGUCAAGUCCAUGUCGUGGGUGGUGUGGCGCGUGUUUAAGUUCUACAACGUGUUCAGGAACCGGCAGGGGUUGAGCAAUCGCCUCAAAGGAGCUGAAACUGAGGCGACUCCUAAACCACUUCCGGGCACCAUCAACAAGGAGCAAAUUAAGAAGGAAAUGGAGGAGUUGGCCAAGGAGAAGGACGAGCUGUCCCAGCAACUCGUCCUGGCCCAGAAGGAAAACCUAACAGCGCGGCAACAGAUCGAGGAAUACAAACUGGAGACGUUCAUGAUGAAGGAGAAGUUGGCCCGGACGGCAAGCACCUUGAAGGAGAAUCUCAAAUACAAGGACUAUGCCAGUGCCAACCAGGAGGUGAUCUCGCGGAAAGCGCACAAUUUGGAGCUCCACUUGAAGGAGGUCAGCCGCGAUCGUGAUCUCCUAAGGAGCAAGUUGGCCACGCUUGAGAAAAACUACUCGAAACUUGAGGAAAAACUCAAGUUGUACGAAAAACAGGACAGUGAGAGUAACUUGGAACAACUGCCUGAGAAGGACAUCGCCAGUAAGCCGCUCACUGAACAAUCGGAGGAGAUUUCGUCUGAUCCUCCGGUCGAUAUUUGCAAUUUUCAGAAAAAAAUCAUGGAGUUGCAAAAAAGCAUCGGGACUUUUGAACCAACUUCAAAAAUUGAGUUUCAGGCCAAUAGUAAAAUUUCGGUGGAUUUGGACGAGUCAAGCAUUGAUACCUCCAAGGACACCGACUGUGAGGGGCUUCACCAGAAAAAGGCCGAACUUAAUGAAGUCAAGCAAAACAUUUUGAACUACAACGCCUAUAAGGCCCAAAUGUUGCGCCCGAAACUGAAACUGUCCAACAUCCAAGAACGCCUCUACUCGCCCACCGACACCACCGGCUCGUCUUCAGACGACAACAGCGGCCCCCAGAGGAUCAUCAGCAGCACGGUCGAGUUCCAAAAUUUCCUCAAAACCUUGAGCGCAAACAACAGUAAUUUUAACUUCAAUAAAACAUGUUUCUGAGACUCGAAUAAACAGCUGAGUAGUU
Molecule: messenger RNA, 1407 nt
Organism: Tribolium castaneum (red flour beetle)
Lineage: Eukaryota; Metazoa; Arthropoda; Insecta; Coleoptera; Tenebrionidae
Product: golgin subfamily A member 5
Exons: 4
Coding region: 120-1382 (420 amino acids)
Source: RefSeq, a predicted model, not a curated record